Molecule: messenger RNA, 417 nt
Organism: Talaromyces rugulosus
Lineage: Eukaryota; Fungi; Ascomycota; Eurotiomycetes; Eurotiales; Trichocomaceae
Exons: 2
Molecular function (GO): transmembrane transporter activity
Source: RefSeq, a predicted model, not a curated record
AUGUCGGCUACAGCCGAAGAUCAAAAGCAUGAAAGAUCUGAAGACAGAGCAAGCGAUGCCGAAGACUCCAAGAUUCGAGAUUUCUACGGCCCUGCCGUGUCAGAAGCGUAUCGCUUGAAGUCGGAGCUGGUUGCACAGCACCUGGCUAAGAUUGGCAUGGGAAGAUUUCAAUACCUGCUCUUCAUCGUGACAGGAUUCGGCUGGAUCGUCGACAACUUCUGGUCCCAGGGCAUCACCGCCAUCAGACCACCCGUCGCAAACGAAUUCACCGACAUCUCACGUCUGAGCUUCAGCUCAGUCGCAUACUAUGUCGGUCUCAUAAUCGGUGCCUGGUUCUGGGGCACGACAGCAGACGCCUUCGGCCGGAAACCAGCAUUCAAUGCGACAAUCCUCCUUGGCGGCAUAUUUGCUUGUGGC